Molecule: messenger RNA, 1715 nt
Organism: Drosophila subpulchrella
Lineage: Eukaryota; Metazoa; Arthropoda; Insecta; Diptera; Drosophilidae
Gene: Xrcc2
Exons: 1
Coding region: 111-839 (242 amino acids)
Biological process (GO): DNA strand invasion; double-strand break repair via homologous recombination
Cellular component (GO): centrosome; Rad51B-Rad51C-Rad51D-XRCC2 complex; replication fork
Molecular function (GO): four-way junction DNA binding
Source: RefSeq, a predicted model, not a curated record
CGCUGCGCAACUGCACAUUACAUUGGUGUUAUCGAUAACUGUAACAAUCGAUACAUCUAUUGUUUAUUCUGGGCGCAAUUCAAGUUCAAUUUUUGUAUGUACAUUUAAUCAUGGAGUCGCGCCAAUUGCACUCCGCCGUGUUUGGCGUAUGCGGCUUCGAGGAUGAGACCCUGGUGGAGAUCUCCGGGCCGGGAAACAGCGGCAAGAGUCUGCUGCUCCAGCAACUGAUGGCCCACUGUUUGGCGCCCUACGAAUUCGGUGGCCGCCAGUGGAGCGUCCUUUUGAUCAACCUGAGCCACAAAAUUAACCGGGAAUCCCUCACAAAGUGCAUAAAAACGGAGCUGCUGGCGUUUUCCGCGGGAGCGGAAGCAGGGGAAUCUCCGCCGGAGGAAGAGCUGGCCAAGAUUGCCGGAGAAUGCGUAGGUCGCGUGCGAUUCCUCAACUGUUUCUCCACCGAGGACGUUUCCACUGCCCUAAUCGACGCCCGCUAUGCGAUCGUCCAUGAUCCCGGCGUGCAACUGGUUGCCCUCGACACACUCGGUGAAUUCUACUGGCUGGACUUCCCCAAGAGAACCGAGAAGUUGUCCAUGUUCCGGCACUACCGCCAGUGGCAGGCGCGUCUCGAGAGGCUCUGCAAGGAGGCCAUCGUCUGCGGCAUGUACACGGUGGACUCUGCUCACCUGGAGAACCGGUAUGCUCAUGGUGAACAACUGCCGGGGGUCAAAAUAAGCUACCCAGUCAGGAUGGAAAAGGUUCAAGGGUGUCUCACUCUGAAUGGAUUGCCCCUCGCCUUUAGCAAUGGUGGGCUUAAAUUAGCUAGCCAACAAGUAAGAGGAUAAAAUUGAUCACUAUUUCUAUUUACUAACGAUACCCACAAAUGUUAGUACCAAUCAGAAGAUACAUAGCUAGCCAUUACAACGAUUUACUUGAAUAAUUUCCCUAUAUCAUACUUUUAAAGAUAUCACUCUGUUAGGACAACUAAAAUUCAGAUGAAUCCGAAAUCUAGAAGAUUGUCAAGGGAGAGAUUUUACGUUGGAUGUACAAGGUAUUCAGAGACUUAAAAUUAUUUGUAUCUAUGUAUAUCCCAAUAUCAUUUUGUAAAUUAGUUCCUCAGUUAUCUAGUUAAAAUAGCUGCCAUAUGAACUAAUGUGACGGCCUGGAAAAAUAAUCUGUAACUAGCUUAGUUAGAGAAAUGAGACAAAUGUAUUAUAAUGUUGUAAUACCUAAAAGUUAUUUAAUAUAUAAAUUAUUUGGAUAAUUUUUAAGUCAGAUAACUGUUGAAGCUAAAAGAUCUCGACAACCACAAAACCCCACUACAGGUUUUAAGAAAAGCUCGCAUUUAUGACUUAUUCCAUUCAGUAAUAUAUUUAAUAUUAUAUAUCAGUAAUAUUAUCUUAAUUAAAAAAAAUACAACAGUUCUUUAAAAUUGUGUUGAAACCUUCACUAUUUUCUUUUUUGUUUUUAAGAAGGCCAACCCUACCAGAAUUAUACUUAAAACUAAUGAUUUCUAAAAGCUAUACAUAAGUAAGGUGGUUUUGUUUAGCAGUUUUCUGUUCUUAGCUAUUUAAGAAGCAAUAUGUUUUGCAAUUUAAAAGGGCUUUUAAAGUUAUUCAUCAAUUUAGUUUGGUAGUGCUUAAAAGCCGGUAAAAUAGUAAAAAUUAUUAAAUAGAAUCAUUAAUUUAAAUGUAAUUUCAAUAAAUAAUUAUUUGUUUAAA